AAAUAAUUCCAGAAAAGGUCACCAACAUGGUUCAUUCUAAUAAAUACACGAAGGAUGAGUUCUUCACAGAGUGGAAUCUAAUAGCUCAGGAGUUCCACAAAAACCCAGACAACAUACUUACAAAAGCAAUGAUCGAAAGUGUGCUGAUAACCCACAAUCUGCCUCCAGCUUUCAUUCAAGCCCAUUUCUUGCCAAUGAUGGACUAUUGAGACGGAAAGAAGAUAAGUGAGAUAGACGAGGAUGUUAUAGAAGAGUAUGCCCAAGAGAUCUUUCAAAGAGCUUGUGACCAGGGUAUCGCAACGACUGAAUAAAGAAAUUCAAAAAGAACCCUUAAUUUUAUCACUAAGGUGCAAAAUUCA
Molecule: messenger RNA, 359 nt
Organism: Moneuplotes crassus
Lineage: Eukaryota; Ciliophora; Spirotrichea; Euplotida; Euplotidae
Source: the annotation of a GenBank genome assembly